Molecule: messenger RNA, 1356 nt
Organism: Clonostachys rhizophaga
Lineage: Eukaryota; Fungi; Ascomycota; Sordariomycetes; Hypocreales; Bionectriaceae
Source: the annotation of a GenBank genome assembly
AUGGGCUCCGGUGUGCUGUCCGAUCGUACAAAGUCCCUGCUAGAAGUUGAGACAAGCUACACAGCAGGAGGCUACGACCCUAUGCCAGUCUUUGUUUCUCGGGCAAAAGGUGUCAAUCUAUGGGACGAAGAUGGAAAGGAGUACCUGGAUUUUACCUGCAUGUUCGGUGCUGUCAAUCAGGGCCAUUCGCAUCCUAAGAUCGUUUCCGCCGUCACUGCGCAAAUGGAGAAAGCAUCAUUGGUUAACUGCGCUGCCCACUCUGCGAUAUGGCCUCCAUUUGCCCGCAUGAUGUGCCGGCGGUUUGGCUAUGACAAAGUGGUGUCCACUAUGUCUGGAACUGAGGCUGUAGAGUCGGCUUGUAAGAUUGCACGGAAAUGGGGUAUCAAGGUUAAAGGCAUCCCCCCCAAAAAACUGCUGAUUCUUGCUACAUCUGGGUGCUAUCAUGGCCUCUCUGUCACAAUGUGGGGAUUCCAAGAUCACAGCCCACAGAAGGAUGGUAAACAUUGUUCCGGUCAGUUGCGUUCGCCUGUGAAUACUGACAGUAUGAUAGCUUACGGCAUCGAGGAUGCUCACUGUAUCAAUCACGACCCCGAAACCGAGGAAGCACUAACAUACGGCGAUAUUGAUCGCAUGAGGGCUUGCAUUAAGCAUCACCAUGGGCGGAUAGCCGCCGUUAUUGUAGAGUGCAUCCGUGGCCACCUCAGGACCAAGGAGGAUGAGAUUCAAUAUUGUGAGCAGCUGUUUGAUCUAUGUAAAGAGUACAACAUUCUCUUCAUCAGCGACGAAGUUCGCAUGGGCUGUGGUAAAACGGGUCGCUUUUUAUCCAGUGACUGGCUGGGUAAAGGCCGGAAACCGGACAUGGUGACUUUGGGGAAGUCUAUUGCUGGCGGCGUCUACCCAGCCUCAUUUGUGCUCGGGCGCGCUCAAUGCAUGGACCUUGUGGGUACCAAAGAGAUUAUUUCGACUUUCCAAUUUUCGCCAGUAGCGAUAUCAGCCACCGCAGCUGCACUUUGUGUUAUAGACGAGGAGUUUCUCGUCGAACGAGCAGGAGACAUCGAGCGAUUGGUCAUGCGUGAGUCCCUUACAUGGAAACACUCCUUUGUAAGUCACGUCACAGCAAGGGGGGCAGAUUUCGGCGUCUGGCUGUGCGGUGUUGGGCAGAAUGUAUGUCGACACAUUUGUGAAAUGUGCAUGAAUAGAGGUCUCCUGGUCUUUCCGAGUCAUUUGAGGAUUCGGAUGGGGGUUGCUAUGGUCAUGACGGACGCGGAAUUGCUUAAAGGAUUAGGUAUCCUGCGCAGCGUUUUCGAUGCUAUGCAGGUGGAACUUGACCAAGGCCGAGGAUUGGCUCAGGUCUAA